CUCACAUCGGGAAGUAGGUAUAUCUACGAGUAGAAAAGUGAAGCUAAAAAUGCUAAACACACAAGUGAAUCUUUGGUUCGGUUCUGCCUGCUUCUUCUGGGGUUGUCUCCAUUGUUCGUCAUUUUAUUUCUUUAGUCUGUGUUAUGUGUUAGCGACUGUCGGCAGCGUGUAUAGAGAGAGUUUUUUUAUGAUCCAUGUGCGUCGCUCGGUCUCUUGGUUGCUGCUCAAGAGUGUACUUAUAUUUCGAGAGUAUAUAAAUGCGAAAAAAUUGAUUUAAGGUAAAAAAACAAAAUGUUGACCUACACCAAUGUAGCUACUUAAGACAAUUACAAUUAUUAUUAAAUAUAAAACAUACACAAAUAAAAACCAAUUAAAUACAUAAAUUGAGAAUCGGACUUAAAUAAUUAUGGUUGAAGAUUUGAAGAAAGAUAUCUUCUAUGCUGAAUUAAGCAAGACAUUUGAUCGAUGCAACGUCCAACAAACUCAAACUCCUUCUCAAACACAACAACAAAAUAAUCAUCAAACUAAAAAGGAUAUAAUGGGCUAUAAUAUCGAUUGGGUAUUCCCACGCUUAAUGCAUCCGUCGAAAUUUUGGUACUUUGCUAGUACGAUUGCCAUAGCUGCCGUUGGAUUAUUUAGUAAAAUACUUUUAGUUUUCUGUAAUAAGACAACAGUUUACAACCAAGAAAGACUGAUUGAUGCGGUUGCGAAUCGACCGCCAGGUAUACCAUUACUAACAGUAUCAAAUCAUCAUUCAUGUUUUGAUGAUCCCGGACUAUGGGGAGUUCUUCCACUAAAACAUUGUUGUUCGACAGCCACAGCACGCUGGUCACUAGCCGCUCACGAUAUUUGUUUUACGAAUAAAUAUCAUUCGUUAUUUUUUAUGAGUGGAAAAUGCAUUCCAGUUGUACGUGGAGCUGGUGUCUAUCAAAAUGCCGUAGACGUUUGCAUACAAAAACUAUCAAUAGGCGAUUGGGUACAUGUCUUCCCUGAAGGCAAAGUGAACAUGACGAGAGAGUUUAUGCGACUGAAAUGGGGUGUUGGUCGAAUGAUUUACGAUGCACCAAUAAUACCAAUUGUCUUGCCAGUCUGGCACGAAGGUAUGCACGAAGUUCUACCAAACACCGAACCCUACAUCCCAAAAUGGGGCAAAAAAGUGACCAUGAAUAUUGGAAGGCCGAUUGCCUUGGAUGAUUUUAUUCAGGAUAUGAAAGAUCGAAAUGUCCCUGAACCAGAUGCUAGAAAAUUAAUUACUGAUAGGAUACAAGAUGAAUUACAGGCACUACGUGUAGAGACGGAGCAACUUCAUAGAAUAUAGUCCAACUCUAGAGGUCUAAAUUAAAUUAUAAACCUAGCCUUAGGAUUGUUAAAAAAAAUAGUGAACGACAACUAAAAAAGAUUUUGGCUCACCACGAAUUAAGUGUUAGCAACACUUUUAAAGUCACACAGGCGUAUUAUACCGACAACACACACAUAAUCAGAUUUUUUUUUAAUCAAUGCGUUUUAUUUACACAAGAACCACCUGAUAAAUUGUUUUCAAUUUAUGUUCAACUAAAAAAACGAAAAAAAAAUAUUUCUUCCGUUUCAAUAUCAAGACGUUUUUUCUAUAAAAAAAAGUAACAGUUAAGCUCUCAAAGAAUAUUUUUACCAUUUCUCAAGGUAUAACCGAUAUAUUUCUUUUUCUAAAUAAAACUUAAAUAUUCAACUUAAAUGUAAGAUCAUACAUAUACUUCCACAAUACACCUCUUUGGCUUUUGAUAUUAAUUCUUUGCAUUUUUUAAAAAUAAAGAACAAUUAUUUUGCUUAUCAUCCGUGACAUAAUUAAGAAAGAAGAUACAACAAAAAAUACAAAAAUACAA
Episyrphus balteatus (marmalade hoverfly) is the source of this 1859-nucleotide messenger RNA. RefSeq names its product tafazzin (gene Taz). Lineage: Eukaryota; Metazoa; Arthropoda; Insecta; Diptera; Syrphidae. Gene Ontology annotation, molecular function: 1-acylglycerophosphocholine O-acyltransferase activity. The record is from RefSeq and is a predicted model, not a curated record. Bases 407 to 1318 code for a protein of 303 amino acids. Gene Ontology annotation, cellular component: mitochondrial membrane. The transcript is spliced from 7 exons. Gene Ontology annotation, biological process: cardiolipin acyl-chain remodeling; inner mitochondrial membrane organization.